Messenger RNA from Siniperca chuatsi (mandarin fish), 1368 nucleotides. It is a transcript of the gene brms1, whose product is annotated as BRMS1 transcriptional repressor and anoikis regulator. Gene Ontology annotation, biological process: negative regulation of transcription by RNA polymerase II. Bases 164 to 1054 code for a protein of 296 amino acids. The record is from RefSeq and is a predicted model, not a curated record. Gene Ontology annotation, molecular function: histone deacetylase binding. Lineage: Eukaryota; Metazoa; Chordata; Actinopteri; Centrarchiformes; Sinipercidae. Gene Ontology annotation, cellular component: Sin3-type complex. The transcript has 10 exons.
UGGUCACUCCAAUAGUAGGGCUCGGCGCUGAUUGGUUGAAUAUACGGGUUGUAGAGUCCGGCAAAGUGUCGAACUGAAGAGUGAAAAGGAAGUACUUUUUAAAAUGGAAAUAUAACAAAUCAUACUUUAACUUUCUACAGCCGAGCAGAGGGAGAAGCCAGCUAUGCCCGCCCAACCCCCUGUGAGGGAGCCGGAGGAGGAGAUGGAGGCAGAAGGAGAGUCACAACUCCCUGAGGCCAACGGUGAGGUGGAGCAGCCGAGAGAGAAUGAAAGAGGAGGAAGAGGAGGAGGAGGAGAGGAGACCAUGGAGGAGAGCACGGAGGAGAGGGAGAGUGACUUGGCGGAGAGUGAAGAGGAGGAAGAGGAUGAGGAGGAAGAGGAGAGUUCAGAGAUGGAUGAUGAAGACUGCGAGCGGAGGAGAGGAGAAUGUCUAGAUGAGAUGUUGGAUCUGGAAAAACAAUUUCAGGAGCUGAAAGAGAAGUUGUUUCGGGAGCGGCUGAACCAGAUGAAAGUGAAGCUGGACGAGGUGCUGACGGGGAAGGCUGGGGAAUACAGAGAACCACUGGCUGCACUGCAGAACAGCAUGCAGAUACGAACACAAGUGGCUGUAACUAAGGACACACAAAAAAAAUCAAGAAAUAUCCACAGUGGCAUCUCCGUGUCUCUGUCUACAGGAGUGUACAGAGAGCUGUGUCUACAGGUGAUCAAACACAAGCACGAGUGUGAACUACAAGGAGCAAGGCAGCACCUGGAGAGUGAGAAGGCGCUGCUGUUUGAUGCCAUGAAGACAGAACUGCUGGAAAAGAUAAGACGACUGGAGGAGGACAGACAGAAUAUAGACCUCACCUCAGAGUGGAGUGAUGAGAUGAGGGGCAAGAAGUGUAAAAGAAAGAACCUGCUGGGUCGGUCGGAGAGAAAAAAGAAAGUAGCUCUGGUUUCAGGGCCUUUUAUCGUCUACAUGUUGAGAGACAUCGACAUCCUUGAAGACUGGUCUGCUAUCAAGAAGGCAAAAGCAGCACUGUCACCACUAAAGAAGAAAGUUGAAAAGCGGUGAUAAUAGGAGCAUCUUAUUAAAGACCAGAAGCAAAGAACCCAAACUUAACAAACACACACACACACACACACACACACACACACACACACAUUCCCAGCUACUUCCACUAACCAUUAAGGUUUUGUCUCCUCGACUGAAACCCAUCAUCCCCGACUGUUGUGUUGUUUUUAACUGCGCGUUUGACCCCAGCAACCAACCACCCCCGCUGCUUGUUUGUUAUCUAUUGCUAUUUAAAAUAUGUUCUUAAUGAUUUGACAACCAUGUAUUUAUAGAAUGAUUUAUAAUGGUGAUUAAAAUUUUAAUCUUUUGUGACA